CUUUUCGGCAAAACCAGGAAGUUUAGUUAAGCGUGUUAAAGGAUUUUUUUAAAGACAAUACUAACCUACAGUACAGGAAUACAUUUUCCACCGUGCUUGUGAGAAUAGAUACUGUCUUAUCAGCAUGUCAUUGCCUCCCGCAGAUGAACUGUCUAGAUGGACAGUGAAUCAAGUAAAUACAUGGCUGAGUCAGAACAGUCUAACAGCAUUCAGGGAAGCUUUCCUGUCAGAUAGCAUUGAUGGGAGCAAACUGAUGAGGAUGAAACCAACAGAUAUUGACCAACGGUACCACAGUAUUCCACCCAAAAAAAGAAGUGUUUUAAAAGAAAUUCUUAGUAAGCUUGAUACUUCACCCCGACCAUCAGCGACUUGGAAUUCGACACCACCACUUCCACCUAGACCUAAGCCACCACCGUCUAAUCCAUCACCUGAUGAAUCAGAUGAAGAUGAUAAUGGUUGGAGUGACAGCUUUGAGACUGAUGAUGAUAGCCCUGGAGACUAUGUGGAACCCACAUCAGCACCUUCAGGCGCCGUCUCUAAUUCUUUGAACCAGAAUGCUCCCUCUAAAUCAGGAGGCAUGGACGAAUUGGAAGUCUAUGAGCAGGUAGAAGAGGAAACACAAAGUUAUGGGCUGGAUCGGAAAACCUCGCUUUUCUGUAAACUCAAAACAGCCCUCAAUCAGCGACAGCAGGUGAAACAAGAUCCCAGCAAUUCAGAUUCUGAUGGUGAAUCAUACCUUGAGCCAGUGUCCGGUCCACCUAAUGAAACUGAAGGAACACCACCUCCUAGACCUCCUAAACACUAGAAAAAACAAAUAACACUCAAUCCAAAGGUGGAGGCCAUAUGGUAAAGCCCACACCAGUUGUGGGCAGCACACCCCUACUACCUCCUGGAGGACAUCGACCACCACCACCUCGUCCAUCUGUGGAGCCAAAGGAACCAGAGGAUGUUUAUGAAGUUAUGGAAGAGGCAGCAGACAAUGUGGUGAGAUUUUUAGAGAAUGGGGAGGAAGAGUAUAUGGAGCCAGAUGCUCCAUCGCCACCAGAAAUAGCUGUUGAGAAAAGCAAACAGGCAAGAGGCAAGCUACCACCAGAACCUGCACAAGCAAGGAAAUCUUCAAGAGAAGAUCCAAAAAAGUUGUGAGAGAAGAACCUUUAAUACCCAAUGUAAGUGUUGGUUGUUGUAACAAUAUAUAUCAACAACAUUUUGGUAACACUUUCUAUUUGUGAUCAUAAAGAAUUGUGUUUGAGGAGAAGAUAAAAAAAUAUAAGGAAUGGGUGUCAGAAGCCAGCAAGAAGAGGGGGAGAAAUAGAAAUAUUCUAAUUCUUUUCAGUUGCUAAACGAAUGGGAUUUAUUAAAAAAUGAGUACUAUCUAUUCAACUUUGAAAGACAUUGCAGUUUAUUUUGCCUGUCAAACUUAAUCCAAGGUUUUAAUUUUAUUUAAAAAAUGAAAAACAUUACUUUCUCACACCAGACCAUUUCUUGUUUUAGCUACCUCAGUUUCUCCACCACGUCAGGCUAAAAAGAUCUCUAACACAACUCCACCCUCAGGUGGGUGGCUCUGUAAGUGUGGAUGUUAUUUGAUCAGCCUGCCAGCAACUUGAUAUGGAUGCAUGCUUGGAUAUGGACUGAGCACUUGCACGCUGUUUACUGCCUUCUAACCUUGAUGGCUUUCCUCCAGCUAAUAAUACUAUGAAAUUAGGCGUACAAAAGAAGAGGCUUGUAUCUCAUGUUCUGACAAGUGACAGAUCUGUCAUACAGUAUUUAUCUGUAUGCAGAAAGUGUUAUUUAAAGCAGAAAAAGCAAUAUAUUUCAAACACACCUAUGAGCAGUUACAGAGGUUAUGCCUCAGAUCCAUUGCCUUAAAAUUAUAAGCAUGUUGCAAUCAUAUUUAAGCAUAUUGUUAACCCAGAGAGCAUGCUUAUAAGCAGAGUGUACUGUGUACAUAAAAAAAUGCUUUCUUUGGUAACAUCCAAAUUACAGUGAUUCUGCUGAUGUAGAAGAGGACUGCUUGGUGACACAUGACUGGUAUAAAACUGAAAUCUUUCUACUAAAGGCUUUGUGGUGACUAAUCAGCUGUCAUAUGUCCAUGUAACUUGACUGCUAACAUUUUUUGUAUCAUUCUUGAAUAGUCAGGCUGUAUGGUUCCAAACAGGUAACUUCCUAUUAUUUAUUACCACCAGUUACAGAAAUACUGCAGGUGUUUUCAUUUGAAAUAUACAUUAAAAGCUAACCCGAGUGUAAACAUUUUUAAGUAAGUGGGUUUUAUUUGUUAUGAGAUACCAUUCCCCAAAACUCUGUGAGGUAUAAACCCUUAAAAUUACAGUUCUCAAAUAGGUUUUGUGAAGAGCUCAGCUUCCUCAGGGCCACAAUAGUGAGUUCUAUGACCAGGCAAGGCCUUGUUGGCAUAUACUCAAAGCUUUCACUUUGGUUGUGGCCUUCAUUAAUGUCUGUUAGAAUUUAGGUCAGUCUACACAUGCUUUUCUCAAUAUAACAUUCACAGCAUACUUUAUAAUAAACUUAUGACAACUGUAUAUUUCAUAGCUUUCCACAAAUGUUAACAUUAAUUUCUUGUUUGACUUCAAUAAAUCACUUCAUUGAAAAUCUAAACUGUUGUAUCUUUGGAAUUGAUACCAAAAAUUUUUUUUUAAAUUUAUGAGGUAAAUAAAGAUAUAUAUAUAUAGAAUACACAGUUUGGCUGAUUUGUAACAUUAAUGGGAUCUUGACUGAACUUAAAGUGAAGAACUGAAGGGUCAUGACUAAAGUUUCAGUCUGCUUCUAAGUUCUUGUCUGCAAUGACAACAUUGCACUUGUUUUUUUGCUUGAAUAGUAUUUUUAUUGCAUAAUUUUGCAGUCAACAGUGCCCAAGCGACUCAGGGAAGUUCCAAAAAGGAGGAUCUUUCAAGUUACCCAUGGUUCCAUGGCAACAUCAAAAGAGAAGAUGCAGAUCACAUUUUUGCACGAGAACACAUGGAAGGAAUGUUUCUGAUACGAAAGUCUGAAAGGAAGGCUGAUCAGCCAUACACUUUGGUACUCUGGCAUCAUGGCCGGAUGUGGAAUUUACCUGUUAGACUGCGUGAAGAUAAAAAAUAUGCAGCAGGCAGCAAGAAGGCAGAUGAAUCGGCAUUUGAUUCCAUAGUAGAACUUGUGGAGCACUUCAAGAUCCGCACUUUGAAUCUGAAGAGUGGUGAUGCAGGCAGGGAGACUACAGUCACACUUCGUCAGGCAGCACCAAAGCACUGAUAUUGGAAAUUCCUGCUUGUCUUGCAAAGUGGACAUGGAUUAACGAAAAAAGUGUGCAUCUUUAGAUAGUUGAAUACUGCAACAGUGAAUGUUGAAGAUCAUGUGGUUUUCUUGUUAACCCAUGAAUCCAUGUCUGUGAGAUCGAUUCUCCUUUCAUUGGCCAGAAGUAUGUAGUGUGGCUUUGGUGUAGCUAUUAGAUAGAAGUAAAUGAUUUAAAGGUUGAUAGGCAUAGAUGAUAUAUCUUCUUAGUAUCAAUAGUUUACACAGGCAUAUGCCAAAUUUCUGAAAUUUAACAGACCAGUGUCACUGAUACAAAAUGGGUCAUCAGGUUGGAGAAUCUUUGCUGCUUGAUUUUGAAUUAAUUGUGGGCUAGUUUGUGUAGUUUUUACACGUCAUUUUUUACCACAGUUCCAGUCUUCCAUGAUUGUCUCACUUUGUGCGUUAGGAUCAUAGUUUAUUUCAAUCAGGACAGAAGAAGUUCCUUUAGAAUUUCCCAUCAUGAUUAUGAUUCUGCUGUAGAUUUUUUUUACCUUUAAUUCUAGAUAUGCACUUGGAGCUGUGAAACUGUUUUUUGUUUACACAUACCCUUUUUGGUAGCCUACUUGUGGUUUUUUAAGAGCCAAAACCUGAAAUUUGCUGAUAAUUUAUCUUAUUCACUGAUCAUCAGCUUACCAUUAUCACCACUACCUCCACCAUCAUCUUUGUCAUGAAAGGUCAGAUUUUUGGAGAAGACUGAAGAUAAAGAAUUGAAACGGUGUACAAAUUUUGUCUCUCUCUUAUAUAUAUAUAUGUGCGUGUGUAUAUUUUUAAACUAAGGUAUUUCUGUGAGAACAAUACAAGAUAUAUCAAAAAGAGAUACAAGAGCUCAGUCUUGCUCAUAUUCUUAUUAACCUAUUCUACAGCACAAAACAUGUUUUGUGAAAAGCAAGAGUGUUUUUGGAUCACAGUGCAGCUGGUGAACACACUAAGCUACUUACAGGCUUGUAGAUCAGCACAAAGCUGUCAGUUGGUAGGUGAGAAUGCAGUUCAUAGCCUCCCAAAAUUGACUGUGGAUUUUUAUCCAUUGGUUGCAUACUACACCGAAUUAAGGAUACUUUGAACUGGUUCCUUUUGUAUUUUUUCUUUUUGCUUUUAUUCAUAUUUAGCCAUUAGUGAAAGACUGAUGGUAGGCUGGUCCACAGGCACGAUGUUGAGCAUAGUCAUACUAACCAUUCGUGAUUUGGGGUGGAAGGGGGGGGACUUUUGUUUUUGGUUGUUUGGACUGUGACCAGAAUAAAAAUUCUGUUUCUUCACAAUACAUGUAAAAAGAUUCAUUAUAAAUGUAAUUGCAAUAUUAUUUAAGAUUACUGAUGCUUUGCAUCAUUAAUAAAGUUACCACAGCUUUUUUCUGGCAUCUGGGGCUAGGUGCACAGUUGUUAGCUUUUAUACAUCACAUACUUGCAGGUGUGAUAUCUUCACAGUUACAGCUCAAUUUUGUCGGUAUUGAAUAAGUUAAUGUUUAGCAGUUGCUCCUUACAUGUGUUAGUAGCGACUGCUAGGUAUUGGCAUGUUUGUGCACCCUGGCCCUGUGUGCUGUUCACACUAGGUAAUUUGGCAUUGUCACAUCCGCUUUGUAUUGUACAACCAGCACUGUACAUGAAUAUUUUGACAAUUACAAGUGCUCAUUUGAUUCCAGGUUUAAUUUUUUUUAUAACUUUUUACACUGACCAUCCUUUUUAAAGUACUUAAAUGUUUAUGGAAACCAUAAAAAAGUUUUUGUUGUGCAGACAGCUUGAUGAAAGGUUAUAGUCUGUCAUGGUAAAUGCUUAUUACUUGUCUAAUCAUUGUUGCAGUUUAAAUGUAGGAUUCAUUUUAUUUUUGAGAUGUGCUAGGAUCUGUGCAAAUUCAGUUUGUUUUGUUUUUUUUCUAAAGGGUCUUACUGUGUUGGUGGGUCCAUGCAUGUGUAUGCCAGCAUACCUAAAUGGAGGGGGGGGGUGUUUGUAGCCAUUAAAAUGAAUAACAAAUUUUUCAUUUUUAACAAAUUGUUGAGACUGCUAUACUCUGAUUCAUGCUUGGUAUCUUGAGUAUAGCAAGAAAUUUAAAAUGGGUAGGAUAAGCUGUUUUCCCUAUUAUUAAGUGUGGUCUUUCAAUUCUCAAAUAGCAGUGAGUUUUACAAGAGGCUAUGGGUGUUAGAAAGAUCAUCUCUUGCUUUUAUCAAUGGAGGUUUAUUGCUUACUACCAAAGAUGUUGUCCUAUUUGUGUUUAACCACACAUGCAUGUGUGCAUGCAAAAAUGGAUUGUCAGACAUCUGGCUCAGAUUAUAUGGUUGCUGGAAAUAUAUUUUUAUUCUUUAUAUGAAUUCAUAAGAACUCAUUGGCAGUUGACAUUCUGAGUUUAUUACAGUUCCCUCCAGAGAUACAGAAAUCCAAAAAUGUUUAUUGAUAGCUGUCCCACUUUUGGUGCGUUAGCACAUGGCUGCUUUUGAAACAAAAUGGAUUUGCAGUGUGCUUCACUACUUGUAAUUUAUCUAACAAUUCAAACUCUUAAACUGGAUUUGAAAACAUAAGUUUCAAAUUUAAAAAGUCUGUGAAAGAAAAUCACAUGUACCUCACUCCCACAUUCACUUUGCUGCUUUGAUCAUAAAUUUUAUUUCAGCCUCUUUGGGUUUGAAAAAGGACAGCAUACACUUGCCUAGGAUUUUUGCAUGAGAACAAGGGCAUCCAAAGCCUAAUGUGCACACAGACCAACUGUGUGGAGCUGUACCAUACCCCUUUGAAGGAAUAAAAAGCAGCAAGAGAUAGGCAUUGUCCUAAACAAAACAAUUUGGACCUGAAAAUGCAGCCUGUAACACCUCACUCCCCAGUAAUCAAAAGGCAAAGAGACUACUCUAUUUCCUUGUUUGUAUACUUCAGCCAAGAGCCUUGAUUACAUUGCUUUGUAUUUGGUGUACUUUCAAAUCAUUUUGUUCCUCAAAUACAGUAUGAUGUGGAUUCUAGUACAGUCACAAUGCUUGUUUUGCAAGUGGGUAGAAAUGUGGGUGAGCUUACAAAAAUUGGUAGUUUUCAUUGAAUAAAUGAUUUUUACACCUGGAAAAAUAAAAUUCUCAAAAACUUCUUA
Molecule: messenger RNA, 6339 nt
Organism: Pomacea canaliculata
Lineage: Eukaryota; Metazoa; Mollusca; Gastropoda; Architaenioglossa; Ampullariidae
Product: splicing factor, arginine/serine-rich 19-like
Exons: 18
Coding region: 125-805 (226 amino acids)
Molecular function (GO): protein binding
Source: RefSeq, a predicted model, not a curated record